UGUAGCGCCACUUCGGGUGAACUCGGGUUUCUUCGGCAUUUUCCGGCGUCUCCGUCCGACUCCAUGAAGAUUUGUGAAAACAAAUGAAUAGUUUCCUGUUUCCGGAUUUGCUUCCCUGAUCACUUUGCAUUUAAAAAAUAUAUAUAUAUAUUGGAGAUUUAUUUAUUUUAUUUUUAAACAUUUUUCCGUCCAGCCGUCUCGGCGGCUGUUGUUUUUUUCGCGGGCUUCGGGCUCGGCUGAGAUCGGACACCCCGCCGUCGUUGCGCCGCCGCUGCUCGGCCAAACUCGGCUUUCGUCGUCGUUCUAUUCGGGAGGAUCAUGGAGGAGGCCGACGCGGCCACGAAGGCGCUCGGGCUGGACGAACCGCCCCUCGGCGGGUCGCCGGCGGAGGCGGGGGACUCGGAGACGGAGUCGGAGGCCGAAGUCACCACGAUGGCGAUGAUGGCGGAAGCGGGAAACCUCGUGAUGGGAGCCGAAGCCCUGCCGAACACACACGAGGCCGAGGCGGCGUUCGGAGAGGUGACUGCGGUGACGGUGGGGGAUGUUCAGACGUCAGAGGACAACGUCUUCACCACGACGGUCGCGACGUCGGGAAGCCUUCCUGAACAUGUGCUGAACGGCAGAACCACCCUCCAGCUGGGGGAAGGUCUCAGCUCCCAGAAGACCACCCUGAUCGUGGUCCACGCCGACGGCAGCAUCGUGGAGGCUGCCGGCCUCAAGUCCACGGCCACCAUCACCUCAGGUCCUCAGACGUCGCCCACGCCGCUGACGCCGCCCCAGGACAAAGACUCCUGUUCCAAGUACAACUGGGACCCUUCGGUCUACCACAACGAGCUGCCGGUCCGCUGCAGGAACACCAGCGGCGUCCUGUACAAGAACCGGCUGGGAUCAGGGGGCAAAGGUCGCUGCAUCAAACACAACCAGCAGUGGUUCACGCCCACCGAGUUCGAGGGCAUGGCGGGACGAGCCAGCAGCAAGGACUGGAAGAGGAGCAUCCGAUACGCCGGCAGGCCGCUGCUGUGUCUCAUACAGGAGCGGAUCCUCAACCCCCACGCUGCGUCCUGCACCUGUGCAGCCUGCUGUGACGACCUGACACCAUCCGUGAAGGAGGGAGACUCUCUGGCAUGUGAGAAUUUAAGCAUGUCCCUCCGGACAUCGUCAGGCGUUUCAGAAAACAGUCAGAUCCCUUCUUACUUUGAAAGCUCUAUCACCGGCCCGGUCCGCCUCUUCGUCCCUUACAAGAGACGGAAGAAGGACAACGAGCCUCCGCUCAUCUCUGCCAAGAAGCAGAUUCCUGUCACGAAGAACAUCACGCUGGCUUCAGGAACCACGUUCUCGGUGUCCCCGUCGGGCCAGUUCACCUCCGGCACCACCCUGACGUUCGACCGCUCUCCCUCGGGCGACGGCACCACCGCCAUCAUCUCAGACGGAGCGGCGCAGGGCGAGGUGUUCGCCGGCACCACAGUGCUGACGGCUCUGCCGGCGUUGGCCGUGGCCCCUCAGCCCAUCCAGGCCAAGGUGGCGGUGGCCGCCGCCGCCUCGUCGCCAUCGGCGACGCUGCCGGUGCUGGCGGGGCUGGAGGUGACCCCGGUGGGCGUGGCGGCGCCGGGGGCCGGCGAGAGCCAGAAGAGCACCUGGGCGUACCUGGAGGAGAUGGCCAACACGCUGCUGAGCAACGUGCAGCAGCUGAAGGUGCUGAUCGACCAGGCCAGAACCUCGGAGGCCGACGGAGGGAAGGAGGAGGCCAGGAAGGAGUCCAGCCUCAGCCAGCCGUUCCAGAACCAGAUCUCGUUUCAACACGCCGACGAAUCGGAGGCCAAGAGGAGCUCCGACUUCACGGAGAUCAUCAUCAACCAGAUGUGCGUGAACUGCGGCCGGGUGGCGAUGAGCGAGUGCAACAUCUGUCACAAGGUCAACUACUGCUCCACAUUCUGUCAGAAAAAGGACUGGAAGGAUCACCAGCACUCGUGCUGUCAGUCAGCGGAGGGCGUGGCCGUGCAGGAGGAGGAGGAGCCGAUCACAGACAUGGACAUGGACAAAGUGAAGUGAGACUGUUAAGUGAGACUGUCGCAGACUUCAUCCAGGACUCAGUUGACGUCCCACUGUUGGCGUCUUCCCACCGGGAGCAGCUUCCUACUGGGAGUAAAAGUUCCCCACAAACUCUAUCAUGGUUUACAGCAGCAUCUAGUGGACG
Messenger RNA from Cololabis saira (Pacific saury), 2194 nucleotides. It is a transcript of the gene deaf1, whose product is annotated as DEAF1 transcription factor. The record is from RefSeq and is a predicted model, not a curated record. Gene Ontology annotation, biological process: regulation of transcription by RNA polymerase II. The transcript has 14 exons. NCBI's taxonomy places the organism in Eukaryota, Metazoa, Chordata, Actinopteri, Beloniformes, Belonidae. Bases 319 to 2049 code for a protein of 576 amino acids. Gene Ontology annotation, cellular component: nucleus. Gene Ontology annotation, molecular function: DNA-binding transcription factor activity, RNA polymerase II-specific; DNA binding.